CGCCUAGUUUUAAAAUUCUAUGCAGAUCUCUGCUGGUGAAUCGAGAGAUGCUUCCAAGUCAGUGUCGAUUGGCAAGUUCAGCUCGAAACAACAUGUCUGCUGCAAAGUUGAUUCUUUUCACCGCCCUUGUGGUUUUCCUGGCCUCCAGCUGCUCAGGUAGCCCAUUGGACUGGUUCUUUCCAAAACUUAUGAACGAAUUUUAUAGCCAGGAGCCCACCAAAGAAGGUUAUCGUUUUAAAUCGGAGGAUCCCAAUGGCAGUAGUCGGGAGGAAAUCGGUGUUAUCAUGAAUCCCGAUACACCCGAAGAACACUUGGUCGUGAUGGGUUCGUACACUACCUACGAUGAGAAAACUGAUACCGAGACCAUUACCAUGUACACGGCUGACAAGGAUGGUUACAAGCCACGUUAUAUGAUUAAGAACCGCAAGCUUUCGGGUGGAAAUCUGAAAUCUUUGGCUGGUUAAGAAAGACAGAUAGAAACAUGUAU
This is a messenger RNA of Drosophila albomicans, 487 nucleotides long. Its product is annotated as endocuticle structural glycoprotein SgAbd-9. Bases 48 to 464 code for a protein of 138 amino acids. Lineage: Eukaryota; Metazoa; Arthropoda; Insecta; Diptera; Drosophilidae. The transcript has 3 exons. The record is from RefSeq and is a predicted model, not a curated record.